GUGAAAGUUAAGUUUCAGUUUCCUUUUCUGCUGCUCACUCCCGCUUUCCGGGGAAAUGCAGCUCCCCAGCCAAACCAGUGAGAUCCCCAGCUAGCAACCCGCCCUGCAUAAGAAGGGCAGCAUCGUCCGGGCGGCCACCGUCCAGCCUGCCCGGGCAGAACUCGGGUCUCUCCCAGAACCGGGCACGUCCACACCUUGGGAAGAAACCCGGGGCAGUGAAAGGAGCCGUCACCUCCCCUGGCCGGGCUGGGACUCAGCGGAGCGCAAUGAGCACCCUGCGUCUGAAGGAGAAGCUGCAGGCCCUCCAAUGCCACUUCACCUGGAACUUUGAAAUCAGAGACAAGGUAGAUGCAGCUCACCUCCUCCAAACUCUGGCUCUCAGGAUUGCCCACACUCACUACCAGAACCAGCCCACGCUCCUUGCCAUGCAGGCUUAUCUCUGCCACCUGCAAGGGCAAUAUGAAGACGCUCUGCAAAGCCUGAGAGAAGCCGAAGAGAUUCUGCAAAGAGAUCAUCCAGAUAACUUCCCCCGGCAGGUCCUGGUCAUUUAUGGAGACUACGCCUGGAUCUAUUAUCACUUGGCCCACUAUGAUUUGGUUGAGUUUUACCUGGACAAGGUUAGAAAGAUCUGCAGCUCCCUGAAGAGCCGCUCUCCACAUGCAGCUCAGAUCCCUGAGAUACAUGCACAGAAAGGCUGGUCUCUCCUGGCAGCAGGCUUCCGCAAUGGCAUUGAAGCCACAAAGUGUUUCCAAAUGGCAUUAAGAGAAGACGAAGCAAAUGGGGAAUUACUUGCUGGGUUGGCAAUUGCGGUCUUUGCAUCAUGGACUCACUCACACAAGCCUGUACAUCGGGAAGCAGCCAAAAAGAAGUUGGCUGCCAUUCUCCAUGAACAGCAGCAAAACUAUGAAGCUAAGGUGUAUUUAGCCAAGAUCCUUAAGAAGUGUGAUAGACAGCAAGCCGAAGCCCUCUUAGAAGAUGUUGUUCAGAAUAGCCUGGACCCUGAGGUCCUGAGACAUGCAGCCAAGUUCUUUCAACCAGAAAUCAUAGAAAAAGCAAUCUCUGUUCUAGAGCAAGCAAUCUCUCUGAACCCCAAUUAUCAUCUCCUUCACUAUGACCUUGGCGUCUGCUACAAGAAACAACUGGAGGAGGCCAAGUCAGGCAGAAGAGAAGAAAUAUUGGCAGCAGCCAUUGAGGCCUUCAAAAAGGCUGUGCAGAAAGAUCCAGCCUCUGUGUUUUCAAGGCUGGCUUUAGCUGAAAUGUAUGGAGAAAACACACCUCACUACCAAGAAGAGAUUUAUCUCAAUCUCCUGAGUGAAAUGCCCAGCCUCAGCAAGAAGUGUCAGCAGGCAGUCUACCUUCACUGGGGGGAUUUCCUCUUCUAUAAGCAGAAGUCAGUGUGGGAGGCAGCUAAGAUGUACAAAGCAGGUUUCACCAUUCCAGACAACUACCUGGAGAGGCAACAACUGAAAAGCAGGUUGGAAGAGGUGUCAGGAGAAUUCCAGCAGAGCUCCCAAACCACAGAGGCUGAGGCCAUACAUUACUUCAUUCAAGAGAAUGAAAGUCCGUGGUACAUGGGGAGAUCCACUGGUGGCAACAACAGAGCAGGAGACUGGAGAAGGAGAGAAAAUGUGGGAUCCUUUCCUUUCCCUUCCGUGGACACACCACGACCUCUUUCUUAACACCUAGAAGCCCAGACAUGGACCAGGACCCCGUUGCGUCUAGCCCCAAAGAGUCUACCAUCUGCAACAAGAGACAACAGGAGGGAACCAGCAGACAGACAGAGGAACACAAAGAGACAAUACUGGUCAGCAAAAUGACAGUGGUCUCAGCCCACCAGCUACCCAGCCGUUGUCAAGUGUUUUGUAAGUAUCACCGCAGAGGACAGUUUAGCUUCUGAUACUGAGCAGCUGUUUCUACUCAGAGGGGACAGUGCGACCAUCCUUGUCUCUAAGCAAACCUACCCUCCAGCUCUGCUGCCUUCUAACGUCCACGCAGCAAAUAAGUGUGGAGUUUCUUCUAACAGCGUUGAGUUUUUGUAUUUGCAUGGCUCAGUGCCUGUAGUGUGCCUAUAUCAUGAGUCCCAUCUUUGCUUUCAGCACCUCUCACUGACAAUGACUCACAUUGACAUGGCACCUUCAUCCCUGGCUUGUCACUGAUCUGCUAUGGUUUUAUUUCAUUCACAAUAAAAGUAACUGAGAAAACAGAAA
Molecule: messenger RNA, 2207 nt
Organism: Caretta caretta (loggerhead turtle)
Lineage: Eukaryota; Metazoa; Chordata; Testudines; Cheloniidae
Product: interferon-induced protein with tetratricopeptide repeats 5
Biological process (GO): defense response to virus
Cellular component (GO): cytosol
Molecular function (GO): protein binding
Source: RefSeq, a predicted model, not a curated record